ACUGCCACCGCUAUGACAUGUCGUCCAGCUGCUCUGUCAAGACGAUCAAGAUGUUUUGUGAAUGUUGUGAAUGCCACCUCGAAUGGGUGAUUACCUAAAGCGUGCCACGUAGAAUAUUCAGAAGAGUUCUAGCUGCAAUACCAAAGGCUGAUCAGCAGCACAUCGAGCUGCUCAUCUACAUCAUGGCAUCAGCUCCAACACAGCCUCAGAAUAUCGUUUCAUCGACUACUGCUCCUGAUAGUGACUCGACCAAGGGCGUGACUGUCGAUAAAGAGGCUGUUGGGGAGCACCUCGAGCUUGACCCUGUUAUCGACAAGCGACUCGAUCGCAAGUUUGACUGGCACAUUCUCCCAUUCCUGUUCGGGAUAUGGCUCUUCUCCUUCAUCGACCGCAGCAACAUCGGCAACGCCGCCAUCGCCGGGCUCCGCCGCGACCUCGACAUCCAGAGCGGCACGGGCUUCAACGUGGCCCUGCUCGUCUUCUACGCGACCUACAUCGCCGUCGACGUGCCCAGCAACUGGAUCAUCAAGCGCGUCAGGGCCGGCGUCUACCUGCCCGCCCUCAUCACGGCCUGGGGCGUCGUGUGCACGUGCAUGGGCUUCGUGAAGUCCUUUUCGGCCCUGGUGGCCUGCCGCCUGCUGCUGGGACUGUUCGAGGGCGGCAUCCUAGGGGGUGUCAUCAUCUACCUCGCCAUGUUUUAUCGGCGACACCAGAUGGUCCUGCGCUGCGGGCUCUUCUACUCGGCUGCACCGCUCUCGGGGGCCUUUGGUGGGCUGUUGGCGUCGGGGCUGGGGCAGAUAUCGCACGGUGGCUAUAACAACUGGCCGUGGAUCUUCUUCAGCAAGUCUUUUUUUUUUCUUUUUUUUUUGUCCACUGGAGUCUGCUUCACAGUCGAGGGAGCCAUGACGGUAGUGUUUGGGAUGGUCUGCUUCUUCUUCAUGCCCAACACGCCCGGAGACUCGCGCUUCUUGACCCCCGAAGAAAGAGAGCAGGCCCUUCGCCGCAUGCGAGAAGAUGCUAGCGGGUCGAGCACCAUCGAUGUUGAUGACGAAAAGUUCAACUGGCACUGGGUCAAGAUGGCGCUCAUGGCGCCGCAGACGUAUCUUUUGUCGCUGUUGUGGUUCUUUCUCCUGGUGCCAUUAUAUAGCUUCUCCCUCUUCCUCCCGACCAUCAUCUUCGGCAUGGGCUACACGUCCACGACGGCGCAGCUCCUCACCGCCCCUCCCAACAUGACGGGCUUCGUCUCGGUCAUCGUCUGCUCCUACCUCUCCGACCGCUUCAAGGUUCGGGGUCCCUUCAUCGCCGGCGGCACGGUGCUGGGCAUCAUCGGCUACGCCAUGCUGCUGGGGUCGGAGCGGAACCCGGUAAAGUACGCCGGCACCUUCUUCAUCGGGCUCGGCGUCUUUCAGUGCUCGGCGCUGAUGAUGGGCUGGUGCUCAAACAAUCUCGCGCCGCACUACGUUAGGGCCACGGGCGUGGGCGUCAUCAUCUCGCUUGCGAACUGCUCUGCCUUUAUCGGGACAUUUAUCUAUCUUAGUGAUCAUGCCCCGCGCUAUAUUCUCGGUCACGCCAUUGCUCUGGGGGCUCUCUGCUUGACCCUUGUCCUGACCUGCGUUCUCGUUGCAUAUCUGCGUUGGGAGAACGGGAAGAGGGAGCGUGGGGAGCGCGACGACAGAUUGUUGCAGCCGGAUUCGCACCGUCUAGGCCAUCGUCAUCCCAGGUUCAGAUAUACAUUGUGAUGGGUGUUACUUGACAGAGUUCACAUGUUGCUGAUGGGGUGCAGCAAUUGCCCCAUUGCCGCUGAUGGAGGUGUCUGUAACUAUCUCUUGCAAUGAGACAGACUGGGUAACGGCCGAAUAC
Molecule: messenger RNA, 1860 nt
Organism: Pyricularia oryzae 70-15
Lineage: Eukaryota; Fungi; Ascomycota; Sordariomycetes; Magnaporthales; Pyriculariaceae
Exons: 5
Coding region: 183-1739 (518 amino acids)
Biological process (GO): transmembrane transport
Cellular component (GO): membrane
Molecular function (GO): transmembrane transporter activity
Source: RefSeq, a predicted model, not a curated record